GGCUGCCUUGUGAAUCCCGAUUUAAAGCAGAUAACGGGUCUGGCCAGCCUGCAAGCGAAACAUCGCCGUUCAUGCCAUUUGACUGCUUUAUGUCUAUCCCGUUUAACUCUUGCCGUCGAGACGCCCACGCCUGAAUUGGGGCUUAUCUCAUUCACGGAAGACAGGAUCUCGAUUGCAGUCUGAACCCGACGACCAUCAUGGUGAUGAUGCAUCGGUGGAAUUAUCACCCCGGUGUCUGACUGCGAUGGAGCCGACCGCGCUCAAGUGGAGCUUCUCGCUCGCUCGCUGGCUAGGUAGCGAGCUAGCUGGCUAACGGUGCCCGCCGGGAUUCACUCGACCCCCUUGAGCGAGCAGCCCUGGAUAACGGCGCCUGCCUCGAUGGGUGUGAUUGCGGUUUUAGUACACCGGGAGUGUAGCGACGACACCAGACGAAUUGAGCGAUGUCCCUAGUUUUGACCAUAAAACGGACCAUAUCUGCUCAAAAAUGUGCUAACCUAUUGGAUUAAGUUUUUCCCUGCACAUGACGGCGUUCGCCUGGCUUCAACUCGUUCGCUUUUUGCUCCAUCUUUAAUGCUCUUUGGAUGCUUCUGUGACAUUAAUUCGACGGUGUGGAUUACGAUGGCCCAGCUGUUGGACGGGGCCGGCAAACUGGGCUGGACUCUGCUCAAGGCUGUGCUCCGUUUCGUGUUUAUGUUCAUCAACAACUGUGUAGCCAUCCCGUCCUACUGCCUGUACCUACUUGUGCUGCAGCCCCUGAGAAUAUGGCACAGCUCCACGUUCUGGCACGUUGAGGGAUUCAUGUUUAAAUGGCUGCUGGCCAUGGUGUCGUCGUGGGGCUGGAUCGCAGGCUACACAGUAACGGAAUGGGGUGAUGAUGUGCGGCCCAUCUCUGAAGAUGAAGCCAUGGUCAUUGUCAACCAUCAAUCCACAGGAGAUGUGUGCACCCUCAUGAUGUGCCUGCAAGACAAGGGCAUGGUGGUACGAAAAAUGAUGUGGUUAAUGGACCAUGUGUUCAAGUACACAAACUUUGGCCUAGUGUCCCUCAUACAUGGUGACUUCUUCAUCAGACAGGGUAAAGCGCACCGAGACAAGCAGCUGGUCAACUUGAAGGAUCACCUAGACAAAUAUUACCAUAGUCGUGACAGGAAGUGGAUAGUGCUGUUCCCCGAGGGCGGCUUCCUGCGCAAACGGAGGGAAACCAGCCAGACGUUUGCCAAAAAGCAUUCUCUACCCCACUUGACCCACGUCACGCUGCCUCGCCUUGGUGCCACCCACGUCAUCCUGAAAACUCUAUCAGCCCAGCAUGAGAAUGGCAGUGUGAGCAAUGAGAGCGGGACAACCAACCAGACAGGCAAAAAGCGCAAAGGCCUGCAGUGGGUGAUAGACGUGACCAUAGCUUAUCCCAAAGCACGGCCCAUGGACAUCCAGACAUGGAUUUUUGGAUACAGGUCGGCGACAGUCACACAUGUUCACUACAGGAUGUACCCCAUUAAAGAGGUUCCUGUAGAGGAGCAAGCUCUGACGGACUGGCUGUAUCAGAGGUUUGUGGAGAAAGAGGACUUGCUGGCCCACUUCUAUGACACAGGAGCGUUCCCGCCUCCCGAGGGCCAGAAGGAAGCGGUCUCCCGACAAAUGACCCUGGACCCUCUGUGGCUGUGCGUUAUUCAGUCGUUCGCGUUCGUCUCCGGCUACAUGUGGUACAGCCUCUUGCGGCACCUCUACUGCGGUAUGUUUUGAGUACGCCAACGAGGCGAGCAGGAAAAAGCGCCUCUCGGGAUCCGCCGGUGUCAUGCAAUGGAUGAAUGUACAUUUGCGAUUUGCGUGGCGAGACUAAAGACGGGGGGCAACAAAAAAAUAUGUAUACGACGUGUAGACAAACAGAAUUACAGCCCUGACACUACACAUGAUCUCACACAUCAUGGCGCUCAUGUUGAUGUUUACACAUAGGCCUUCACACAGUCAUACAUUCAAGAGGCUCAGGACCAAGGACCGUUGUAGUUUCAUGGAGUGUGUAUGGACGUGUGCGUCUGUGAAUACUGUGAGAGUAGAAGCAUCAAGUCCGCCCUUUACCCUGCCCUCUUUGUGACGCCCAGCGGACAUCUCGAAGCAGCUGUGUGGACUCUCUGCUCCCCCUCUCCCUUGGCCCACAUUGCACUAAGGAUCCAAACUGCUCCCUGUCCCAGGAUAUAUUCCUGAAUGGUAGCUGCCUAUAUAUGUUUUUUUUGUGUGCGUGUGUGUUUUGUUUUUCUUUUUAGCCCACGCAUCCCCACAACGACAGCCAGCACAUUUAUCUUUUCAUUGUCAUCUGGACUGUUUACACUGGCGAACCCGCUCCAGGUUAAAUGCCGUCAAACUUGAGUGGGAACAUGCAGAUCACUUGAAAAGCAACUUGUGUGGACUCCUGUUUGCUCAUAUACAUACGUGCACACACAGCACAACAAGAUGGACUGAGAAGGCUUGGACUCUCUUUUUUUUUUUUUCAUCCCCGCAUCAAACGGCAUAGUUUUACAAUUAUUUAAGCCAUACGCUCAGUGUUGUCCACAAACACAAGGGAACAAAAUUGUUUGUGCUGAGUGCUUUCCAUGGCAUUCAAAAAAAUAAGACCGUUCACUUUGGCUUUAAGAAGUGUAGGCAUCGAUACAGUAAGAUGAAGUGAUGAAGUAUGGGUGCCCUCCAGCCCCUUUUUUAUUGAACUUUUUCCCUCUUGUGUGCUUUGUUGUUACCGUGUGACGUCAGAAAGUGGAGACAAUUCCUUAUUUUUUUCAUUUUAAAUGACACAAAAUCCUGUGUAGAUAACAAACCUCGAAACGCAAUGUCUGUCACCUGUCUGUGAAUAAUUCUCUUUUCUUUUUUUCUUUUUUUUUUAAAGAAGAAGAAGAAAACCACAAUUUUAUGUUUUCUUCUCAUUGGUACACUGCUGUGUUUUUAUUUUAUUUUCCUGUUCCCGAGCAGGAAGUUCUUGGUAAUGCUAUCCGAGCCCGAUGUCAUCCCAAACAUAUUCGGUCAUAAAGAUCCAGUGUGAACCCUGUUUUUGUUCUAAGCUUUUGCAGAUACCUUAGGACAGGGUUUCCUAAAACAUUUGUCAGCUCAAGCCCUAAAUUUACUUCCUUUGGUACGAAAAUGGACUAAAAAAUAAAAUAUAUCAUUAAUUGUCAUAAUGCCAACAUAAAACUAACGGUAAAGAGCCCAACAUACAGAAAUAUAUUACAACAAACACCCAAUGCCAAGAAAUGGUGUUCGUAUUGGAUGUUAAUUUUUUUUAUGCUUACAUUUUACUCUGACAAUCGGCAACCCAAAUAAAACUGAAGACUCAGUUUUUGGGAAACCCUGAUCAAGAAGAUUACAUUCCCCAGUGAUGGUUUUUACCUAAGGAAAAACAUGAUGUGUUAGCGCAAAUAGUUCCGGAGAGGUUGGGCUUAAAUUGGGCCAGCGAGGACAGGGGGCACGCUAUGGCAAAAAAAAAAAUUAUUUUAAUUCCGAGAUCCCUUUUUUUUAAUUUGCUUUUAUUUAGAGAAUUCUUAGAGGUGCGGCAUCCAUUACUGGCAUAAAAAUUUUUAGUGGUUGCUGACACCUGUUCUUUGUCACUGUUUGUAGAAACUGUGUAAAAUGCAAAAAAAAAAAAAAAAAAAAAAAAAGUGCUACCUAAUUUAGCUGGUGAAACAUUUUGAAAUCUGUGUCAUUCACUGGCCCUUAUCAGAUUUUUUUUUCCAACCAUGUUUCCAAAGAAAGCAGGGGAAGUGAUGUUUUCCUAGGUGUGGUUUUAGGAAAUAAACACAAUAGGGAUUAAAACAAAUGAUACUAGAAUUGCCUGUAAUUUCCCCAUUUUGUACUUCUCCUUUAAAUUCCUAGUUACACAGCCAUUUUACAACACAAAAGCUUGUGCUGGAAUAAAACAUCAAAGAUCGUUAA
Molecule: messenger RNA, 3909 nt
Organism: Phyllopteryx taeniolatus (common seadragon)
Lineage: Eukaryota; Metazoa; Chordata; Actinopteri; Syngnathiformes; Syngnathidae
Gene: lpgat1
Product: lysophosphatidylglycerol acyltransferase 1
Exons: 8
Coding region: 571-1737 (388 amino acids)
Cellular component (GO): endomembrane system
Molecular function (GO): acyltransferase activity
Source: RefSeq, a predicted model, not a curated record